Pleurotus ostreatus (oyster mushroom) is the source of this 1257-nucleotide messenger RNA. RefSeq names its product putative cell survival pathways protein (gene SVF1). Bases 1 to 1257 code for a protein of 418 amino acids. The transcript is spliced from 4 exons. Gene Ontology annotation, cellular component: cytoplasm. Gene Ontology annotation, biological process: response to oxidative stress. Lineage: Eukaryota; Fungi; Basidiomycota; Agaricomycetes; Agaricales; Pleurotaceae. The record is from RefSeq and is a predicted model, not a curated record.
AUGUUCUCAUCGUUCUUCACCGCUGUCGACCCUACCGCACAAAAUCUCUUCCCUGUCUCCUCACGAUAUGAACCUAAGGAUCUCGCCGGUGAAUUAGAACUCAAAGAUCAGGCGUGGACUUGCGAUGGUGGAUUUGCGACGGAGACGCAGGUCUUCUACACUCUCGCCGAUGAUGGCACCGCACUGAUGUGCCAAAUAAUUCAUUCUGCAGUCGGGGUAUGGUAUCCCACUGUUCAGUUUACAUGCAGGAUCUUUAAUCCGAAGACGGACACAAAUGUCUGGAGAUCGGUUAAUGUUGCCAACUUCGUUGCUGGCCCGCCUGGCCUCGACAAGAGAUCAAGCAAAUCAGAUCAGUUCUCCGUCACAUACAAAUCCAAUCCCGGCUCCGACCACCCAGAGUCAUAUGUCAUCUCUGCCAACCUUGGUCCUGACUUGCAGAUCUCCCUGGACGUGCAGCGUCCGGCGGCGAUCCCAGGAUGGAAGGUCGGCAAGGGACCCAAAGGAGGGUUUACAUAUUUUGGGCCGGACAUCGAGAAGCCAGAGGGUUACGUGGUGCAUCGGUUCUGGCCGCGAUACAAGGCGACUGGACAUAUAAUCCGCAAUGGCCAGGCUAGCGCAGUGGAGGGACCCGGGAUGUUUGUUCAUGCCAUCCAAGGAAUGCGCCCAGAUGUCAUCGCGCAAUCUUGGAACUUCGCCCACUUCCAGAGCGACGAGCUUGGCGGAUGCUCUGCUAUCCAGAUGGAGCUCACGACUCAGAAGUCACACGGAAAGAAGGGAGAUGGUUCAGGCGGGGUUUCAGUAAAUGUCGGAUCGUUGGUCAUUGGCGGGAAACUCGUCAGUGUUACUGCUGAGACCCAUUGGCCCGGAGAGUCCUCCCAGGGAGACAUCGUAUCUCGGGCAACGCACCUCAAUCCGACGCACGAUGCAGAUACUGGAUACGGCAUACCGAGCGAAAUCCUCUUCGAAUGGGCUGCCCCUUCAAUCGUCUCCGGCACUGAUGGCCUCGUCAAAGCCUCAGUCAAAGCCGAUAUCGGAGACGUGAAGCAACCGAAGGGCUUGAUUGAGAAAGUUGACGUUCUCGCUGAGAUACCAUACGCUAUCAAGAUGGUGGUCAACUAUGUUGCUGGCACGAAGCCUUACGUCUACCAGUGGCUGAACCCUGCGACACUAUCAGUCAGUGGUCCUGAGUCUGUAUGUCCUGGCUCGAGCCUUGAGAUUGCAGGCAAACUGUACAAUGAGGCGACCUUCAUAUCGUAA